Messenger RNA from Amoebophrya sp. A120, 362 nucleotides. Lineage: Eukaryota; Dinophyceae; Syndiniales; Amoebophryaceae. The record is from the annotation of a GenBank genome assembly.
GCAGCGCCCCUCGUCCGCCGGCUUUCGCGGUCGUUGCGACAUUCCGCGGUGGGCGGCCCUUGAUGAGGGCCGGCCUGCUGCGCCGCUCCGCGUCCGGCCCUUUCCGCCCGUGUUCCUCGUACCCGCAAGCGCCGGUCUCUCGCGGUCGCCCGCGGCACGUUAACAGAGACGCUGCGGGUUAGCUUCGCUGCGAAAGUUGUUUUGCCUCGAGUUGCAAAAGCGAGCGCGCUUUUUGCUCCAAGUGUCAAUCUACUUAUUCAAGUCCACGCGUCUACUGUGUCAUCAGAGACCGUGCUGGCGGAUGCAACACAGAUGCUGAGACAGAUGGCGCCUAGACAAAUAAGGCGUCCGAUCGCAGGAGG